Plectropomus leopardus (leopard coralgrouper) is the source of this 4325-nucleotide messenger RNA. It is a transcript of the gene trmt2a, whose product is annotated as tRNA methyltransferase 2A. NCBI's taxonomy places the organism in Eukaryota, Metazoa, Chordata, Actinopteri, Perciformes, Serranidae. The record is from RefSeq and is a predicted model, not a curated record. Gene Ontology annotation, molecular function: RNA methyltransferase activity; RNA binding. Gene Ontology annotation, biological process: RNA processing.
AGUUCACCGCUGCACGUGGUUGAAUCAACAUGGCAGCGCCCUGUACAUUUUAGCAACAAGUAGAACUGAGAGUAAAUGUGAGAAGCAUCAACAGAGAGAUGGCAGAUGUUAGUGACAGCCCAGGGGCUGAUACUCCGCCCUCAACAGAGGACAGGCCCGAUGACAGGCCCGAUGACCUCCCCCAGAACUCCACCAAUGAGGAUGUCAAGUCUGACUCCAAAGCCGAAGGAGGCAACGAGGCAGCCUGUGACCCCAGCAUGUACCGCUACAUCAAAGAGGACCUCUUCACAUCUGAGAUCUACAAAGUAGAGAUCAGGAAUCUCCCCAAAUUCACUGGUUUUAACGACCUGAAGAAGUUCCUGGCCAAACACAGCAUCAACCCGCACAAAAUCAAGCUGUUUGGCAAGCAGACGUUCGCCUUCGUCACCUUCAAGAAUGAGGAGGAGCGUGACAAGGCCAUGAAGAUGGUUCACGGCAUGCAGUGGAAGGGCCAGGUGCUGAGCGUCAGGCUGGCCAAACCUAAAGCAGACCCCAUCCUGAGGAAGAGGAAGCAGGAGGAGGGAGAGGGCGCGGGAGGGCAGCCCCCGUCCAAACGAGCAGAGGGGGAGGAAGAAGAGGAGCCGCACAGUGUCCAGAUAGCCAACGUGGUGACUCCUCUGUGGAACGUGCCGUACGAGGAGCAGCUGAAGAGGAAGGAGCAGGAGGUGGUGGGGGUUCUUCAGAGGCUGGCAAAAGAGAUUGGCAGCACCAACAAAGCCAUGUUGCCAUGGCUGUUUGCGCAGAAAGGGAAAUACAACAAAAUGUGUUGUUCUCUGGAACCUAUCCGACCAUCUCCCACACAGACUGAAUACAGAAACAAGUGUGAGUUCCUCAUCUCAGUGGGUGCAGACGGUGAGGAUAAGACCAUCGGUUUUCGCCUGGGAAAAUAUAAAGGUGGCUCCUGUGCCGUGGUGGGGCCGGCUGAGACGCGUCACGUCUCAGCCGAGGCCAAGAGAGUGGUCAGCGAGUUUCAGAAGUUCAUCAGGACAACAUCAUACUCUGUGUACAGUCCUGAAACAUAUGAAGGACACUGGAAGCAGCUGACUGUGAGGACUACGAGGACCAAACAAGCCAUGGCUGUUGUGUUCUUCCAUCCACAGAAACUUGAAGAGGAGGAAGUCAAUGCAUUAAAGAGCUCCAUGAAGGAGUACUUUACAGAAGGAGAGGGGAAAGAGAGCGGAGUAACAUCUCUUUACUUUGUCAGAGAGGGUCAAAGGACUUCUCCGAACCUGGAGGACCUGCCCUGUGAGCUGGUGGCUGGAGAGGGCAGCAUUCAUGAGGAACUCUUAGGCCUAAAGUUCAGAAUCUCUCCUCAUUCCUUCUUCCAGGUGAAUACAGGAGCUGCAGAGGUGCUGUACUCUGCUGUGGGGGAAUGGGCCCAGCUGGAUCAGGACAGCACCGUACUGGAUGUGUGCUGUGGGACGGGAACCAUCGGCAUCUCUCUGGCUAAGAGGGUGAAGAAGGUGAUUGGGAUUGAACUGUGCCAGGAAGCCGUGGAGGACGCCAAAGUUAAUGCAAAGCUCAAUGGUCUCAGUAAUGUUGAGUUUCACUGUGGAAAAGCUGAGGACGUGUUCCCCAACAUUCUCAAUGCUCUUGUGUCACCCAACCUCACAGCCAUUGUGGAUCCACCACGGGCGGGCCUACAUUCCAAGGUGAUACUUGCCAUCAGGAGGGCAGAGCAUCUGAAGAGGCUGGUUUAUGUGGCAUGCAAUGCUAAAGCAGCCAUGAACAACUUCAUUGAUCUGUGCAGAGCGCCAUCCAACAGAGUUCACGGGGCCCCGUUCCGUCCGGUACGAGCCAUGGCCGUGGAUCUGUUCCCUCAGACCAUGCACGUUGAGAUGCUUCUGCUGCUGGAGAGAGUGGACUACGACUCCCAGCAGCAGAACACCAGCAGCAAUAAGGAAGAGACAGGGCGCUGGCCUUUGAUAGGUAGCACGGGCUUUCCAUACGAGAAAUGUUUGCACACUCAGUACUUCAAGGAGCCUUGAAAUUAAUGUGCACAAUAGCAUUCUUUGCUGUCAUUUGUUAGUAUCUGUAAGGCUGCAGUCUUAACUUUUAAGGGCCAGUUCAUCAUCCAUAAUGCAAUUCACCAAUCUGUCUCAUCCAGUUAAAUUCUUAUUUUGUAAAGUUAUGGUUAAUUUGUGCUUUAAUACAGUAUGCAUUGUACUGCGUGUGCUUAAUUGAGCUUUCUGGACUGUCACUUUGCCUGUUAAACCUUUUUUAGUUUGAGAAUGUUUGUCAGCAGUUUACUUAAAAGUAGGUAACUUUAUGAGUUACGGCAAUAAAGCUUACCUAGAUUUAACUUGUAGUUUUUGCUUUCCUGAAACCGACUCCUUGUUAAAAGAGACAAACAUAAUGGCUUAACCUAUUAAAAGUGCCACAUAAGUUUAACCUCCUCUUGUGUCUUAAUCUUUCGUGAUUCUGCAACUGAAUAAAAAAGAGCCUUUCUAGUCAUUAGUCAAGACAUUUUAUUUUGCAUAACAAAUAUCACUGAAGUCAUUGAGCUCAGGUUGCAAUACAUACUUCAUUUUCUAGGCAGCAACAUCUCAAACAAUUCAUCGGUACAACUCAACAGCAACACAUGUAAAAGCAGUUAUUUUUAUUCUUCUCACACCAACACACACGUGGCGAGACAAACGCACAGAGAGGAAAGCACAUUCUUAAAGCAAUCUACAAUAUCACAACAGCCUUGUGUAACAACUGUGAUGUGUCCUUGUAUAUUUUUGUAGAAAACCCACAGGCAGAAUACUUGACGAAGAAUGCACAGCAGUUUCUAUUUUGUUCCAGCAAGUAAUGUGUCUAUGUAUUUUCCUGUGUUAUACAUGUUUCUACUGUACAGUUUGCAGCAACAUUAAGUAUUCUAUAAAAUGCAUAAGACUGUAUGUAAGCUUUGGUAUACACACUUUCACCAGCUUGUGUUGGACUAAAUGACUUUUGUUCGUCAGUGUACCAACGAAAUUUUGCAAGGCUGCCUUUUGAAAAAUGUAUUCUACUUGUGGUCAGAAAACAUGAUCGACUGUCACGAUGAUGGCAAACAUACACAAACAAAAUACACAAUUCGUUAAGAGAAGUCUUAAAAAUCUGCACAUGCUGGAGGCAUUUUUUUCCCUUAAGUAUCUUUUGUUUUACAGGCUGUCUUCGUUAAUAUACUAAUUGGCUUAAUAAAUGCUUUAUCAAGUAAAAGGGGGAGGGGGCUUGGUCUUUCCACUUCCUGUUGAAGGGUUUUUUAGGUCCAACAUACUUUAUUAUACUCUGAGCCCUUCAUGAAAUGGAUUAACUAAGGCAACAUGUAGCCAAUGUGAUUUCUUAUGGGUACCAAAACUUAAACUGAAAUGUACCUUAUGGGUGGUUGAUGUGCAUGGCAUUAGUACUUUAAUAAAAAGCUAGCAAAAACUAGCAUAAAAGACAUUAUGCUUUGCCUUAAACGUAUUACAGUACUGUGUGCUUGGGUUUACUGCAGUGUUGGCAUGGGGAGCAGGACGACACUUUCUUAUAUUGCCAAAGCAAAAAAGGGAAAAAAAGGCAACAAGUCCCUUCAAAAUGCAAGUCACCCCAAAAGCAGUUACUCCUGUACCGACAGCAUGUUCAGUCAACAAAAAUAUCUGACAGGACAUAGGAGUGCAUAACAAUAGUUCUGAAUAGUUAUCACUUCACAACGCAUGUUUUUAUCGUGCAAACCGAGACAGCAACUGUCAAUUUUGAGGAAAAAAAACAAAACGGCACCCAAAAUAUCCAAAACACCGACCAUUAAAAUACCCAAUAAAACAAGUAACUUUGUUUCCCAAUUAAAUGAAUGGUAUAAAUACACACGUAUUAGUAGUCCCUUUCAAAUACUUUAAGCACAAACAAAACUAAUAGUGCUGGUACUCUUGAGAACAUCACUUCAAAACAAAACCUAGGUGUCUAGUGGUAUUUGCGGUCAAUAAAGCAUGCACUUUUAUUUCGAUGUGGUUCACAUGUUAUCAAGUCUCUGCAGCCUGGGUGGGUUUUUUUCUAGUGCCAUAGUGAGGAUGCUUCUAGAGAGGUAGACAAGAUUCGCUCUACUGCCUGUUAGUGCAUUUAGACCUACCUUUACAUCUACCAGCUGAACCAAUAAAACAUGGGCGAAGGAAGCAAGCAGUUCUACCGGCCUGGUCAAUGUGGAACUAUAUUGCCAUUAGAUUUCAGUGAUGCAUAAUUAAGAGAUGGAUGGUGGCGUGUGAUGUCUGACAGUGACUGGGUUUCAGUGCCGUGGUUCAUCAGUGAUUUUCAGACUUAGACGUCAACAGUGCAGAGGGGUUCACUCC